CUGGGAUACUACACCGUCUGAGUCUGGGGUAGAAAAUUAGCCGGGUCGGCGCCACCUUCCUUCAUUUUGCCGUCUCGCAGUCCGCAAAAUUCGCGAUAAAAUGUCGAAAAGACACCGACUGGACGUGGGAGACUCCCACAGUAAAAGGCACAGAGAGUCGGGAUACAGCAACAGUUCCAGUGGAAGCAAAAGUUCCAACUCGGUCAUCAGCAUGCCCAAACCAAACACCGUCCCGACCAUCAACCCCUUCACGGGGAUGCCGUACACAGCACGCUUCCACGACAUCCUGAAGAAGCGCAUGGCGCUGCCCGUGGUGGAGUACAAGGACAAGUUCAUGGAGAUGAUGCGGGGACAGCAGAUCAUUGUGUUGGUGGGGGAGACAGGGUCAGGCAAAACUACACAGGUUCCUCAGUGGUGUUUGGAGUACGUCCGUGCGUAUAACCCGAAGCGGGGCGUGUCCUGCACCCAGCCGCGCCGAGUGGCCGCCAUGUCCGUGGCGCAGCGUGUGGCGGAUGAAAUGGACGUGAUCCUGGGACAGGAGGUCGGGUACUCCAUCAGGUUCGAGGACUGCUCCAGUGCAAAGACCAUCCUCAAGUACAUGACAGACGGUAUGCUGCUGCGUGAAGCCAUGGCGGAUCCGUUGUUGGAGCGGUACGGGGUGAUCCUACUGGACGAGGCCCACGAGCGUACGCUGGCCACGGACAUCCUGAUGGGACUGCUGAAGGAAGUGGUGAGACAGAGGGGAGACCUGAAGAUUGUGGUCAUGAGUGCUACGUUAGAUGCAGGCAAGUUCCAGGGCUAUUUCGACAACGCUCCGCUCAUGAGUGUUCCUGGCCGCACGCAUCCUGUAGAGAUCUUCUACACCCCUGAGCCUGAGAGGGACUACCUGGAGGCUGCCAUCAGAACAGUCAUACAGAUCCACAUGUGUGAAGAAACAGAAGGAGACAUACUUCUCUUCCUCACAGGGCAAGAGGAAAUUGAAGAGGCGUGCAAACGGAUGAAACGUGAAGUUGACAAUCUGGGGCCAGAGGUCGGGGAGAUGAAGGUCAUCCCCCUGUACUCCACCCUCCCGCCCAACCUGCAGCAGCGGAUCUUUGAGUCCGCCCCGCCCAACAAACCCAACGGCGCCAUCGGGCGCAAGGUGGUCGUCUCCACCAACAUUGCGGAGACAUCCCUCACCAUCGACGGUGUGGUGUUCGUGAUAGACCCUGGGUUUGCCAAACAGAAGGUGUAUAACCCGAGGAUUCGAGUGGAAUCGUUGCUGGUGACGGCCAUCAGUAAGGCGAGUGCAGCUCAGCGUGCGGGCCGCGCCGGUCGUACCAGACCGGGGAAGUGUUUCCGUCUCUACACGGAGAAGGCGUACAAACAGGAGAUGCAGGAUCAGACCUACCCUGAGAUCCUCAGGUCUAACCUGGGCUCCGUGGUGCUGCAGCUCAAGAAGCUGGGCAUCGACGAUCUCGUGCACUUUGACUUCAUGGAUCCCCCUGCUCCUGAGACAUUGAUGAGAGCGCUGGAACUCCUGAACUAUCUGGCCGCGUUGGACGACGACGGAGAGCUGACGGAGCUGGGUUCCAUGAUGGCGGAGUUCCCCUUGGAUCCGCAGCUUGCCAAGAUGGUCAUCGCGUCGUGCGACCACAACUGUUCCAACGAAAUCCUCUCCGUCACAGCCAUGCUAUCAGUCCCACAGUGUUUUGUGCGGCCCAACGAGGCGAAGAAAGCUGCGGACGAGGCCAAGAUGCGGUUCGCUCACAUCGACGGAGACCACCUGACGCUGCUUAACGUCUACCAUGCCUUCAAACAGAACCAUGAGGACACCCAGUGGUGCUAUGAUAACUUCAUCAACUUCCGCUCGCUCAAGUCAGCGGACAACGUACGCCAGCAGCUGGUCCGGAUCAUGGAACGCUUCAACUUGAGGCGUACCAGCACGGAGUUCACGUCCCGCGACUAUUACAUCAACAUUCGCAAGGCUCUGGUGUCGGGCUUCUUCAUGCAGAUUGCCCACCUGGAGAGAACCGGUCACUACCUGACGGUCAAGGACAACCAGGUGGUGCAGCUGCACCCGUCCACCUGUCUGGACCACAAGCCGGAAUGGGUGCUGUACAACGAGUUUGUGCUGACAACCAAGAACUACAUCAGGACAGUGACAGACAUCAAGCCUGAGUGGUUAAUAAAGAUAGCGCCCCAGUACUACGACAUGCAGAAUUUCCCCAUGUGUGAGGCCAGACGUCAGCUAGAGAGAAUCAUCGCCAAAGUGCAGGCCUACGAGAACGCCUUCUAGAGGCAGGUCCCCUCUUUCAUAGACACUUUGGACUGUACAGACAUGUAGAGUACUUCACACAGAAGUGUAGAAACACAGGAGUGAUUAUCAGGCUUUUGUGUUGCCUGUAGUCAAUGCAUUGGGAUGACACCCAUUAGGGUUUACAAAAGAAGCAUAAAGAUGAUUUACGUGUAAAUCAGAUUUUUGUGGAAGUCUAUUAGUGCUUGUGUUUCCCGCUCUACCUACCACCCCCCGGCCCUCUAAAAGACCUCUAAUGUGUUUAUUGAGGUUCAUACAGACCCAGUAAAGUGCAUCACACAUGCUGCUUGUAUAUAUGAUGAAGAGCUGAAAUUCCAGAAAAGAACUUGCUGACAGGGCCAGCAGUUGGUCCAUAGAUGUGUAGAAUUGUCUUUGAGGAUAUAUUUUUUUUCAACUUUUGUAGCAUAACAAAAUCCAUCCAAUGUUCCAACAUUCAAUUUUUAUGAAUGUCCAAAACUUGCUGGUAAAACAGUUUAUCUACAUGUAUUCCCCCUGUAGUCAUACUUUUUGUUGUUUUUGGUUAGACAAUAUAGACUUACAGAUCUGUUUGAACUAAAAGUCGUCUUGUGGUACAAAGAGAGCUCAACUUAUAAUUACUGCACAUUCGAAAGGUGUAUUGAGAAGGGAGGAUAUAGAGAUGGGUUGAAGUCUGACAGUGUAGGGGGAAACAAAUUAAUGGAUGCUGAAUUUCUUCCCUCCUGAUUUCGACAGAACAUAGUGUGUAAACAUGGUAAUGAUAAGUUACAGGGAUGAAAUUUGCUAGAGGAAGUUGAGAGACAUUUUGUCAACUUGACGUGUUGACGUUGUACACAAGUAAUUGAACAGUAGAACUUGAAAGAAAAGUUAUGUUUAACUUUUUUCAAUUAUAUGAAAUAUGACAUGACAUACAGGUUUUGUCCAGCCAGUGUUUCUCAUAACGUAGCUUCAAAGAACUCUACCAUUUUAAUGACAGCUCAUUGUAAAUUAUAUCAUGCAGAAAGUUUUCUUGCAGAAAAAGAAGUAAUAAAGCAUACAAACCA
Messenger RNA from Branchiostoma floridae (Florida lancelet), 3315 nucleotides. RefSeq names its product putative pre-mRNA-splicing factor ATP-dependent RNA helicase PRP1. The coding region runs from base 101 to 2278 and encodes 725 amino acids. Gene Ontology annotation, cellular component: intracellular anatomical structure; spliceosomal complex. The record is from RefSeq and is a predicted model, not a curated record. Gene Ontology annotation, molecular function: RNA binding; RNA helicase activity; ATP binding. The transcript is spliced from 12 exons. Lineage: Eukaryota; Metazoa; Chordata; Leptocardii; Amphioxiformes; Branchiostomatidae.